UUAUUGGACGAGGAGUAUGCAAACGUCAUCAACGUGCGGCACACAUAUGCCGUUUGUUUCUGUAUGCGAAAUUAACAGCUUGUACACAGAAUAUUGUAUUUUAAAAAAUACUGAUAUUAUAUAAACUGUGGAGGCUCUGUUGUGUGUCCCAUGUGCUCAAUAUGAGCGGGGGUUUGGCACCAAGCAAAAGCACAGUGUAUGUGUCGAACCUGCCGUUCUCUCUUACCAACAAUGACCUACACAAACUAUUCACCAAAUAUGGAAAAGUUGUAAAAGUUACAAUUGUUAAGGACAAAGACAGUCGGCGGAGUAAAGGGGUGGCGUUUGUUCUCUUUCUGGACAGGGAGUCGGCUCAUAACUGUGUAAGAGCGGUGAACAAUAAACAGUUGUUUGGCAGAACACUGAAGGCGAGCAUUGCCAUAGACAAUGGGCGAGCAACAGAGUUUAUAAGGAGGCGGAACUACACCGACAAAUCUAAAUGUUAUGAAUGUGGGGAUACAGGCCAUCUGAGCUAUGCGUGCCCCAAAAACAUUCUUGGAGAGAGGGAACCUCCAAAGAAGAAAGAAAAGAAAAAGAAGAAAAAGGCUCAACAACCUGAGCAUGUUGAAGAAGAAGAAAGUGAAGAAGAGGGUGAAGACCCAACAUUAGAUAGUCUGAGCCAAGCUAUUGCUUUUCAGCAAGCCUGUAUGGAGGAAGAGGAGAAACGGGGGUCUCAAGAGGAUAGUGCACUUGCUUCAACAUCCUCUGACUCUAAGAAACCAAGGAUUAAAAAGAGCGCGUACUUCAGUGAUGAGGAGGAGCUUAGUGACUAACAACAGUUUUUUUUACUAAAAAGCUGUUUGUCAAAGGUUUUUUUUUUUGUAUCUUUUUUGUACAUAGAACUGUGAUGUUUUUCUGUUUCUAGAAAUACUGUUAUUGGGUUGAUUUUAAUUCAGUAUGUGUGUUGGGGGGAGUUUUUCUAUGUGACUUAAUUAAAACCUUAUUUUCUUCAAUAACAAACCAAAUUAAUUGUUGGUUGUUUCAAUGUUAACUGCAGAAUCAGAUAAGAAAUGCUGAGUAGUAAAG
Molecule: messenger RNA, 1065 nt
Organism: Scatophagus argus
Lineage: Eukaryota; Metazoa; Chordata; Actinopteri; Scatophagidae
Gene: zcrb1
Product: zinc finger CCHC-type and RNA binding motif 1
Exons: 8
Coding region: 162-812 (216 amino acids)
Biological process (GO): mRNA splicing, via spliceosome
Cellular component (GO): U12-type spliceosomal complex
Molecular function (GO): RNA binding; zinc ion binding
Source: RefSeq, a predicted model, not a curated record